This is a messenger RNA of Mauremys mutica (yellowpond turtle), 3812 nucleotides long. Its product is annotated as deleted in malignant brain tumors 1 protein-like. The record is from RefSeq and is a predicted model, not a curated record. Gene Ontology annotation, cellular component: membrane. Lineage: Eukaryota; Metazoa; Chordata; Testudines; Geoemydidae.
CCGAGCUCAGCCUGCCUCUCUCACAAGGACGAUCGCCUGCCCUAACCCCUGGCCACGCUGCCCCACAAGGACUGUGCUAUGAACAUGGGGUUUCCUGGGUGCCUCUUGCUCCCAGCUGGGCACCCCCUUGGCAGGAGCUCGGCUGCCUGCGCUGGAGCCGGGAACACAAGGAUCCCCAUCCUCCUGGCCUGGCUUUGGGCUUCCAUGACAGGAUUCCCCAUGACAGACUCCGGCAUUUCAGAAGUGGCUCAUCUCCGACUGGUGAAUGGUUCGAGUCGCUGUGCUGGGAGAGUCGAGGUGUUUCAUAACCAGAAGUGGGGAACCGUGUGUGAUGACGACUGGGACAUAACUGAUGCUGGAGUCGUGUGCAGGCAGUUGGGCUGUGGGACGGCGCUAUCAGCCCCACGAGAGGCUCGAUUUGGGCGAGGAUCUGACCUUAUCUGGCUGGAUAACGUCAACUGCGCAGGGACAGAAGCUGCCCUCUCUGGUUGCGGGGCUCGGCCUUGGGGAGACCAUAACUGUAACCACGGAGAAGAUGCCGGUGUUGUGUGCUCAGACUCAGAAGUGGCUCAUCUCCGACUGGUGAAUGGUUUGAGUCGCUGCGCUGGGAGAGUCGAGGUGCUUUACAACCAGCAGUGGGGAACCAUAUGUGAUGAUGACUGGGACAUAACUGAUGCCGGAGUUGUGUGCAGGCAGUUAGGCUGUGGGACGGCGCAAUCAGCCCCAGGAGGGGCUCGAUUUGGGCAAGGAUCUGACCGUAUCUGGCUGGAUGACGUCAACUGUGCAGGGACAGAAAAUGCCCUCUCUGAUUGCAGUGCUCGGCCUUGGGGAACCAAUGACUGUAACCACGGAGAAGAUGCCGGUGUUGUGUGCUCAGGUACAGAGCACUCAGAAGUGGCUCAUCUCCGACUGGUGAAUGGUUUGAGUCGCUGCGCUGGGAGAGUCGAGGUGCUUUACAACCAGCAGUGGGGAACCAUAUGUGAUGAUGACUGGGACAUAACUGAUGCCGGAGUUGUGUGCAGGCAGUUAGGCUGUGGGAUGGCGCAAUCAGCCCCAGGAGGGGCUCGAUUUGGGCAAGGAUCUGACCGUAUCUGGCUGGAUGACGUCAACUGUGCAGGGACAGAAAAUGCCCUCUCUGAUUGCAGUGCUCGGCCUUGGGGAACGAAUAACUGUAACCACGGAGAAGAUGCCGGUGUUGUGUGCUCAGACUCAGGUAUCUUAGAAGUGGCUCCUCUCCGACUGGUGAAUGGUUCGAGUCGCUGCGCUGGGAGAGUCGAGGUGCUGUACAACCAGGUGUGGGGAACCGUGUGUGAUGAUGACUGGGACAUAACUGAUGCUGGAGUCGUGUGCAGACAGCUGGGCUGUGGGACGGCAUUAUCAGCCCCAGGAGGGGCUCGAUUUGGGCGAGGAUCAGACCGUAUCUGGCUGGAUGACGUCAACUGUGCAGGGACAGAAGUUGCCCUCUCCAGUUGCAGGGCUCAGCCUUGGGGAACGAAUAACUGUAACCACGGAGAAGAUUCCGGUGUUGUGUGCUCAGAUACUUUUCUGUCUGAAGUGGCUCAUCUCCGACUGGUGAAUGGUUUGAGUCGCUGCGCUGGGAGAGUCGAGGUGCUUUACAACCAGCAGUGGGGAACCAUAUGUGAUGAUGACUGGGACAUAACUGAUGCCGGAGUUGUGUGCAGGCAGUUAGGCUGUGGGACGGCGCAAUCAGCCCCAGGAGGGGCUCGAUUUGGGCAAGGAUCUGACCGUAUCUGGCUGGAUGACGUCAACUGUGCAGGGACAGAAAAUGCCCUCUCUGAUUGCAGUGCUCGGCCUUGGGGAACCAAUGACUGUAACCACGGAGAAGAUGCCGGUGUUGUGUGCUCAGACUCAGAAGUGGCUCAUCUCCGACUGGUGAAUGGUUUGAGUCGCUGCGCUGGGAGAGUCGAGGUGCUUUACAACCAGCAGUGGGGAACCAUAUGUGAUGAUGACUGGGACAUAACUGAUGCCGGAGUUGUGUGCAGGCAGUUAGGCUGUGGGAUGGCGCAAUCAGCCCCAGGAGGGGCUCGAUUUGGGCAAGGAUCUGACCGUAUCUGGCUGGAUGACGUCAACUGUGCAGGGACAGAAAAUGCCCUCUCUGAUUGCAGUGCUCGGCCUUGGGGAACGAAUAACUGUAACCACGGAGAAGAUGCCGGUGUUGUGUGCUCAGACUCAGGUAUCUUAGAAGUGGCUCCUCUCCGACUGGUGAAUGGUUCGAGUCGCUGCGCUGGGAGAGUCGAGGUGCUGUACAACCAGGUGUGGGGAACCGUGUGUGAUGAUGACUGGGACAUAACUGAUGCUGGAGUCGUGUGCAGGCAGCUGGGCUGUGGGACGGCAUUAUCAGCCCCAGGAGGGGCUCGAUUUGGGCGAGGAUCAGACCGUAUCUGGCUGGAUGACGUCAACUGUGCAGGGACAGAAGUUGCCCUCUCCAGUUGCAGGGCUCAGCCUUGGGGAACGAAUAACUGUAACCACGGAGAAGAUUCCGGUGUUGUGUGCUCAGACUCAGAAGUGGCUCAUCUCCGACUGGUGAAUGGUUUGAGUCGGUGCGCUGGGAGAGUCGAGGUGCUUUACAACCAGCAGUGGGGAACCAUAUGUGAUGAUGACUGGGACAUAACUGAUGCCGGAGUUGUGUGCAGGCAGUUAGGCUGUGGGACGGCGCAAUCAGCCCCAGGAGGGGCUCGAUUUGGGCAAGGAUCUGACCGUAUCUGGCUGGAUGACGUCAACUGUGCAGGGACAGAAAAUGCCCUCUCUGAUUGCAGUGCUCGGCCUUGGGGAACGAAUAACUGUAACCACGGAGAAGAUGCCGGUGUUGUGUGCUCAGAGACUAGUAUCUUUGAAGUGGCUCCUCUCCGACUGGUGAAUGGUUCGAGUCGCUGCGCUGGGAGAGUCGAGGUGCUGUACAACCAGGUGUGGGGAACCGUGUGUGAUGAUGACUGGGACAUAACUGAUGCUGGAGUCGUGUGCAGGCAGCUGGGCUGUGGGACGGCGUUAUCAGCCCCAGGAGGGGCUCGAUUUGGGCUAGGAUCAGACCGUAUCUGGCUGGAUGACGUCAACUGUGCAGGGACAGAAGUUGCCCUCUCCAGUUGCAGGGCUCAGCCUUGGGGAAUAAAUAACUGUAACCACGGAGAAGAUGCCGGUGUUGUGUGCUCAGGAGCUGCUAAUGAGGAGUUUCACAAGGGAGUUCUCCAGGUGACGGAGGAGCAAACACAGCAUCCUUGGGCUUCCAUGACAGGAUUCCCCAUGACAGGGGCUGCUAAUGAGGAGAUUCGCAAGGGAGUUCUCCAGGUGACGGAGGAGCAAACACAGCAUCCUUGGGGACUGAAAAUUAAUACAAUAUUGGCAAUUACAAUUCCUGUUUCGCUGGGUGUGAUUUUGGCUCUUGUUCUGCCCCUGGUGUAUUACCUUAAGAAGAAGAAGAAAGUUGUAACUAAUAGGAGAAAAGAAAGGGUGCAAAACCUCUAUGGGAAGAACAAUAAUCCCACUGAAGAUCAGUACACAGAUAACAAAGGGGUUGCAUAUACCCAUGGCAUGGGCAAAGAAGCCCCGGAGCCGAUCUAUGAAAAUUUUGUUCUAGAGGAUGUGCCUUGUUCUACACAUCACUCCGAACAGAAGUGUGAAUCUGCCUUUCCACUAUAUGUGAACGGCGUGUACAGGCCAUGAGAGGUGCAGGAUGCUGGAAGAUAAGCAUCUCAGUUUAGCUUUUUCAAAGAUUGAUUUCAAUGUGUCAGAGCCAGCAGAAGAGGGAAAAAGAGGACACUCAGGCACUGAAGGAACAUUUCAGAAAUUUGGAAAUA